Molecule: messenger RNA, 1497 nt
Organism: Babjeviella inositovora NRRL Y-12698
Lineage: Eukaryota; Fungi; Ascomycota; Pichiomycetes; Serinales
Product: heme-dependent oxidative N-demethylase family protein
Exons: 1
Coding region: 101-1291 (396 amino acids)
Source: RefSeq, a predicted model, not a curated record
GCCAUAAUAUAAAAGAACCUGCUUCCCCCUGAAAACCUCGCUAGCAUUCUCACCACUAGGAUUUUCGCAACUGACACCUUUACAAGCCCCAAACCCUAGCAUGUCAUAUAUCCUUCUUUUUACAGUCCUUGGGACGCUCUUAUUCGCCAGCCGGAAACUCAACUUCUGGAAGGUAUCGAUAGGUGCUAAGGGCAAUAAGUCAUCCGAGAAGGCUACCGUCAACAGUGGUAAGCCCAAAAUCUUUCAGACAUCUGGGGAAUAUGUUGUGCCAGUGAUUGAGCCGGUGGCUGCCGAUUUCGACUGGCAAAAGGCCGAGCCGUUCAAAUACAGACCUUUCAAGGCUGCUCCGUACAAAAUGACCUUGGCAAUUCGUAACUUGGAGCCCAGCGACUUGUUCUUGAUCGAAGAUACGUACCUUCACCGUACCAAUAUCAGAGAGAAAGUUUUAAAUUCCAAGUUCAAAAAAAAUACCUGUUUACUCCAUGACUCAGCCAUCCCCGCCGUGAGAGAGUUUUACGACAUGGCUAUCAACUUCAUGUGUGACCGAUACCCGAUGUAUUUCACCAAAAGCAAAGCCGAUAACUCAGUGUACAAUGAGAUCCGCAAGGAGUCAGUUCCAUUGGACCCAUACAAGGUGGAAGAUCCGGAAACAUUGUUGCUUGCUCUUGGGAAGACGUUAGAGGAAGAUUACUUAAUCUUGUUGAAAAAUGGUCCUGAAGGGGAAGAGGGGGAGUACUACCUCCGUGCUGGUAUCUCGGGCUUCCCCGCCGGAUUCGACCCGUCACAAAAAUUCAAUAUGAAACUUUCUGACAUCCACGGUCCCGUUCCGAUGUACCAAUCGAAAUUGAAGCUUUCAAUGAAUAAGUUUUUCUCCAGAAUCAAUCCGGGUCAGUUUGUUAUCAGGAAUAACUGGAGUGUCCAAGCGCACUGUAAAUUAUUUGCCGUCACUGAGAACCAUGCACCUCAAAAUGAGAUCAUCGAAGCUAUGGAUGGCUCCCAGAUGGAUUUCAAUAAGGUUCUUUUAAGGGUGGAAAGACAAUGCUUGACGAGAUUACCUAACACUAGGGCCAAUGUUUUUGUUAUUAGAACAUAUUUGACACCAGUGACCUAUGUCAAAGAUGAGGGGUUGGGUGAAGAGCUAUGCGGUGCCAUUGACGGCCUACCAGAUGUGAUUAAGCAGUAUAAAAGAGCUGAAGCAUGGGGCCCGGCGGUCAAGAAGUUUAUGACAGACGAAGAGAUUGGCUUGACAGGGGAGACGUACAUGCCGGAAAUUCUUGCAGCGGAUUUAUAACGCGGAGAGAUGUUUACGACGUGGCUUUAUAUCCCGCUCAGUGGAGGCGAUAUUUAGAUACUAAAUAGAUAUGUUUGUGUGACCUGUAAAAUACAGGAACCACUUACCCUUUAGCACCUUCAUGGGUUUCAAAUAUGAGACAUUUUAAGGAUGGAAUACAAUGGAGGGUUCUGAGUUAGCGGUGUAUUUUCGUAUAUAUAAAAGGC